Messenger RNA from Aspergillus niger, 600 nucleotides. RefSeq lists its product as hypothetical. The coding region runs from base 1 to 600 and encodes 199 amino acids. The transcript has 6 exons. The record is from RefSeq and is a predicted model, not a curated record. NCBI's taxonomy places the organism in Eukaryota, Fungi, Ascomycota, Eurotiomycetes, Eurotiales, Aspergillaceae.
AUGCUCGGAACGCCAUACAUAAGUGAGCAGGUGCUAGUCCGGCCUCCAGAAGCUUACACUGGGGGCCCGGGGCAGCCGUUCGUAGCCGAGGAGCGUUCGUUGUAUUUUGUGGUUUUACCUUGCGUGCCUUGCAUGGCCAAUUCCAGUUUUGCACCAAAAGCAGCCCGGCGUUCCGAUUUAGGGCAGCGGCUGUCAACUUGUCCGGGGCCCCCUAAUGGGCGAGUGCUGAUUGGCUGGGACGAGGGAGUUAUCAAGGAUCAGCCCACGAGGUGGCCCCCUAUCUCUCCAGUGUCUGAUACGAAAUCGGAUGCCGAGGGUUCCUAUAUCGGGAGUGAAGAAGUAUCAUUGUACUACUUCGAAACCGGGUCGAGACAACGACGUACAGUACUAGAUGACUGGAUAUCCACCUGCCAAAGAGGCGAGGAAUACUACGGCAUAGUAGCUGGCACCUCCUACUAUACCCGACUGGGGAUGUAUGCUGUAGACUCUCGCAAGGACUUGCAAAGUAUUUCAGCCGGAGGUUUGAGGAUGACUUGCGGUGACGAUGGCCCACUUGCCGGUGGGAUGAGAGAAAUGGAAAGUGACCGCGUCGCUUCCUGA